Rotaria sordida is the source of this 366-nucleotide messenger RNA. NCBI's taxonomy places the organism in Eukaryota, Metazoa, Rotifera, Eurotatoria, Philodinida, Philodinidae. The record is from the annotation of a GenBank genome assembly.
AUGGAAAAUCAAAUUUUUUUAAGAGAAUUUUUACAAGACAAACAAGAUGAUAAUCAGAUAGCGAAAAUUCUUCUUUUACAACGUCUUAUUCGUUCACAUUAUGUUCGUCGACAAUUUCAACAAGUUCGAAAUGAAUAUUUGAAAACAAUAAGUGAUAUCGAAGGUGAAAUUUCAAUAAAACCAAUUGAAAUUAUUCCAACAAAACAAGAACCAGUAAAACAAACAAUUGUUAGUCUUCCAACAAAAGAUGAAUUAUUAAAAAAACGUGAAGAAAUAGCAAUUGAACUUCUUUGGAUUGAACAAGCUAUUCAAAGUCGAAAAGAUUAUUUACGUUUAAAAUCUCUUUAUACAACUUCUGUUUCUUAG